CGCAUGCUCGGCCGGUGAUGUGGACAUGUUGCGCAACUUGGAGUCGACCCAUCGCUGUCGGAUCCUGGAACUGCCGGCGUCGCUUAGCGAGCUUUGACUCCUGUAACAUGAGAGGGGCAGAAACCCCUUUGUUGCCAUGAUGCAUCAACCCUCAUUCUUCCUCUAGCGACUUGUUGAGACAUCGAAGACUCAGACUUUGCAGUCUAUCGUAACAUACGACAACAUGUUUGCUAAAUUCUUCGUCUUGCUCUGCGUGGCCUCGAUGGCAAUCGUUGCCUUUGCCAAUGGCUCGUCCAUUCUACCUCAGCAACGGCGUGUCGUUGCUGAGAGGUUCAAGCAAGCAGAGGAGGCGUACAAGAUUGCAGAGCGUGCGGUCAAUGCCAAAUUCGAAACCGCCGAUGGCUCGCACGUCGAGCGUGGAUUUGACAUCAAGGAGGCUAUAAAGUCAGUCGGUGACAAGGUCAAGGCAGACUUGGGCUUCGACAAGCGCGCCGGCAAACCUAUCGCCAAGAAGGGCGGUAGAGUCUACAACCCUCACACGAGCGAGAUGUACAAGAUGGUGCAGGAGAAGUGGCUCAGCCAAGGCAAGGGCACGCCCGUCGUCGCUGUCAAGGCCAAGCACGCAUAAGUCGUGUGCUGUGUCAAGGGAGCUCGCAUGCAAGCUGUACUUUGGUUCUGCAUCGAGUGUUCCCGAGCUGUUUGUCGCUGAGCGUCGCCGGGUCGU
Mixia osmundae IAM 14324 is the source of this 724-nucleotide messenger RNA. RefSeq lists its product as uncharacterized. The transcript has 4 exons. The coding region runs from base 224 to 628 and encodes 134 amino acids. The record is from RefSeq and is a predicted model, not a curated record. Lineage: Eukaryota; Fungi; Basidiomycota; Mixiomycetes; Mixiales; Mixiaceae.